Naegleria lovaniensis is the source of this 5262-nucleotide messenger RNA. RefSeq lists its product as uncharacterized. The coding region runs from base 1 to 5262 and encodes 1753 amino acids. NCBI's taxonomy places the organism in Eukaryota, Heterolobosea, Eutetramitea, Acrasida, Naegleriidae. The transcript has 3 exons. The record is from RefSeq and is a predicted model, not a curated record.
AUGUUGCUUUCUCACCAUCCUCAACAACAGAACAAAAUUACGGAGACCUCCAACAAGUCUAAAGAACAGGAAUUGGAAUAUUAUAAUUUAGAGCAAGAAUCCAGGUCAUGGAUUCAAGAGUUCGAUGCUAAAUCAAUCGGAGCGACAUUGUUUGACAAAAACCAUUCCGAUACUUUGGACUAUCCUUCUCUUCAUAAAUUAUUUACUCAUUUUGAUGAGCGUCUUCUUUCUAAUUUAACUUUGAAUACUAUGGAAUAUUCAGUAUUUGGGCUUGUUUCUACAUGUCUGAAUUUUAAACAUGCCAACAAACAAGUAUUUGUCAUACUUUUGAAAUUAGUAGAUAUUCUGACUUCGAAACACAAAAAAGUUCUUGACUCACUACUGUCCUCAAAUUCUGAUAGUUUGAAAAAUGUUAAUUUUUUAAAGUUUUUAUUUAUUUAUGAAACAGUCCUUAGAGAUGUCUAUUCAUCCAAUACCUAUGGCUGGGAAAAAGAUAAAGAUGCGUCAUCUCUACUUGAACAAAUCUCGCAAGAAUUCAUUGCCCAUAAAUUGAAUUCUAAAAACAACGAAGGCUUAGAGACCUCACAGCAAGAAACAGAUUUAAGAAAAAUUAUUUCUGUGGCCUUAUCACUCAAUGAAAUUUUCUCUGCCGUUUUUACAGCCAAUCUAAGCGAAUCCUCAAUUUUAGAAAUGAUUGAAUCCUUGAAUAGAAUCUCGGCUCAUAUACUCUCCAGUCAUCAUGCACACAAAUUUGAUUGGGCUUUUCGAACGUAUCUCAACAUUUCUUCGCGUGUCCUUAAUCUUACAUCUAUAAUUUUACGUCAAUCCUCCAUGAGUAUUGUGUUUACCGCUAUGUUUGUCAAGAAAAUGAUUUAUUUGAAAGAAAACUUUUUAAAAUUAUCACAAACACCACAUUUCCUAUUGUUCAAACAAAGAAUGGACGAACAACUUGUACACAUGGAUGAUAUCAUUUAUCAGUAUCUCAAAAACACCAAUGGUGGAAUUUCCAAGUCGUUGAUUGAUACAGAUAUGAAUAAUUACGGGUUAAUCGUGUCUAAUACUCUGUCAUUUAAAUGCCAAUUUCUGAAAGCAAACAUUGGAGACAAUGUUUCCUAUUUGUUUAAAACACUAGUUUCUAUUUCUAGAGAAAAUCCUUCUUCAUUGAUCCAUUCUAUGAAUCUCAUUUACAAAGCAUUUGAACAUGAAGUGAAUCACAAUACAUUUCUAACAGAAUCAACAAAUCUAUACAUCAAAACUAAACAAGCUUUCAUGUUUAGUAUUAUUUGGUUGAUAUUUCUCGAGUACAACAAGGGAAAUAUUCAACAAGAAGAUUUCUUCUCAUUGCUGGAAACCUUGUUGAGAAUUCUUCAUGAUUUUGAUAUCUACAAAACAGCAUCAGAAAAUUCAGUUCCAUACAAGUUUUUAGAAGGCCUGGUAAAUCGGGUAUUUAGAAAUAUUUUAAUAUUUGAAUUAGAUUCGUUAACAACCUCCCAAGUGAAGCAAAUAAUGACUUGCUUGAGAAGAGUCAUCAUUACGGACUACAGAAUCAUUGAAGGCUAUUAUUCCUAUAUCUGGAAAAUGGUUUUGAAAAUUCAACAAAGAGAUAUUGAAGCGUUCCAUUUAAGCGAGUUCAUGGGGGAUAUGUUGAGCAUAUUUGUGCACUUUGCAAAAGGAAAACAAGCCUUUGAUGAUUUAUUCUCUGCCAUCGAUAUGAUCCAUCAGUCGUUUAGAAAUAGUAUUAAGAGUCUGGUUCAAAAUAUUGCACCAACAGAUAUUGUGAUCUAUUUCAACUAUUUGAUUGAUCUAGUGAACCAGAGAUUAGAUGAAUAUGGAGAACAGGAAGCGAAAAGACUUUUGGUGGUAUUACUCUUUCCCUUAACAUCUUUUGGGUUUUAUGUUACUCUCAACGAAUCGAAUUACAAAAAGUUGCAAAAGCUAGCAAAACAAUGUUGCACAAAGAUCGUCAAGAGGUUAAUGAAUCUCGGAAUGAGUGAGCAAAAUCAAGCCGCAGUCAUUCAGCUCUAUUAUUCUAUGAGUAAUAUCAUUUAUAGAUCAGAGGAAUUCUCAUCCGAUGUAUUUUCAAUGAAAGAUAUUAACAAUCACAACGGAGAAGACUAUGUCAUCAACUAUUAUGAUGGAACUGGACUCACUAUGAAUUCUUUCAUCAAUGGUAAACCAUUUAAGGACGUUUUUCAAACGCUGAGCUUCAAGAACAAGGGAAUUUAUUGCUAUAUCAUCUUUAGACGAAUGAUGUCCAUCAAUCAGCAAGUGAAUAUCAGAAAACAUAACUUGAUCACCUCAAAUCAAGAAUUAUAUUCCUAUGAAACUCAAGAAAGCAAGACAGAACAAGAAUUAUUGACACAAAAUUUCCAAAUCUAUUUUGAUUUUAUUCAAAACGAAUUGAAUUCAUAUAUGCAUUUACACAAAUUUAAAGAUGAAGAUUUCUCCCACGAAGAAAUUUCAAGCUAUGAUUGGGGCGGGUUUAUUGAAUCUAUCGACAAUGAGAAGAAAUAUCUCUCCAUGUUGUGUUAUAUGAGAAAUUUGAGUCAAUUUAUGUUAACUCAACUCAUUAAUGCCAUUAGGAUCAAAGGAAACUCUUUUAAAUUAUUACCCUAUUCUCUUGAAAGGGUGACUCUCGAUUUAUGGAAAGAUGACAUGUUGUUUGAGCAACGAGAUGUUCAAGACUCUUUUGAAGAGUUCUUGUACAAUGAAGUGAAAAAGUCUAUCAAGUAUGCUUCAACCAUGUUGUUUGGCGAGUUGAAAUGGGCUAAAAAGGUCAAGUCCAUUAUCAAAAAAGCAACUUUGGAAAUUGAUCUAUCCGAUUGCAGAAAAGUGGAAAAGAAAAUUCAUUCCUUGAUGAAGUAUGUGGAUUCCAAAAUAUUCCAAUCCUCUUCAGAAGAUUCCCUCGAUAUGAAUUUAUUUUCUUCAUUCCAAACACAGUUCACCUAUUCUCAAACCAUUCAAAAUUGGAAUGAAUAUCUUUGCCCAUUUAUCAACUUGAUACCAUUAUUCCCAUUCAAAUACUUUUCAUCGAGAUUUGCCAUGUCCAUGUUCUGCAUGUUAUUAUGCUAUGAUGUAAUCAUUAAUUGUGAUAUUGCUAGUUCGAAUACCAGCAAGAACUUUACAGAUUGUACUUUUCCAUUAUUUGGAUCCAAUCGAAUCAAAUUUAUUGCAUCUCUUAGACAUGUUCAAUUAUUACUCUUGAAAACAUUACCUGAAGAGAACGUUAGAGAGAUGAUUCAAAUAGGUUCUCCAUUGUUAUUGAGAUAUUACAUUCGAACAUGUUCCGCUACAUCCAAAACCAUUGCCAAUGACUACUCUGAAUUGUUGAAUUCUUAUACUGCAGAGGUGUUAAGAAUAUUAUUUAAGAGUCUUCUCAAAGGAAAUUCAACAAUGCAUGAACACGAUCUUUCACACUCAAUUCUUUCAACACUCUUACAUGUUGAUGUAUUGAAGAAUCAUGAUUUGACGACAAAGAUGCUGCAUGUACGAUUUACGAACACGUUAUUGAGUGCAUUGUUCUCUCAAUUACGAGUCAUAGAACCACGCAGUGAUGAAUCUUUUGAUCAUGAAGAUGAGAUGAAUGAAACAUGUUAUGCAUUGUUGUUCCAAAAUUCAUUACUGGGAAAAACAUUGAACAUUUACGAAUUUGAACAUGAACUAGUAGAAUAUUCAACACAGAAUAAGAGAAACAUCUCUAUGGAGAUGUUUGAGAAUGUGAUUCUAUUCGCAAAGAUUUUAUUGGUUACUUCACAUAGUUCAAAAGGUUUGCCCUCUUCCAAUUUAUUGAACACUCAAGAAUUGAUGAGAAAUCUCUAUGAGUGUAUGAGUUGCUUCCUUGAUUCAAGUCAAGUUGCUACAACACUAAUGCACACUUCAUCAUUAACAGAAUUGAUCGAACUAGUUACACUGUAUGGUCCAAGUCUUGGCGAAGAUUCAUGUUCCACCACUCAGUGUCCAAUUCCACCUAGUUCCUUGUUUGUGAAAAUUGUCAAAUUCAUUCAAGAUCAUAUUGCAUCAACACUUCACAAACCACUUGAUGAUACUGUAUCAUCACUUCAUAACAAAAAGAUUGGAACCAAGAGCGAAGGAGAAAGAAUACUCUCAAUGAUGGUAUCCUCUCUAUCACAGCCACAAAUAGAUUUCCUUAUCCGUCUACAUUUAGAUCAAUUGAAUGAAUUCAAUCAACAUUAUUCAAUGCCAACCAUAACAGUACAAAACGCAUCUCAUCACCAAAAACAAGUUCAGACCAAUGUGGCAAAAUUAGAGAAUAUUAUUUCAUCUCUUCACAUUUGUUUAGAGUCCAUUCACAAGAAAGAGCUACUCUUCUAUUUGUGCAAUAUUAUUGAAUCUCUUAAAUUUAGCACGAGAUCUUAUCUAUUCAAUUCGGUUCCAGUUUCCAAUCAUUCUUCAUUGAAUAAGGAAUAUUGGCAAAUCAAUGCAUCGAUUCAAUCCAUGGUUGUGAAGCUAUUGAAACUUGUUUCAUUUAUUACUAAUGAGAUGAGAACAAGUCAAAUUGAAAUUCCCAAGUCAUCGAUUGAUGUACUCAUUUCACUCGUUUCAGACGUUGCAGUUUCAUCAAGUAUUUUCACAUAUUCCUCAAUUGAUGUUGCAAGUAGAGGAAAGAAUAUUUUGGAACUUGCUAAACUUUCCUAUUCUGAUUUGAAUGUCAUGAAAUUAGAUCCAAAUAUUGUCAUUAUACUCUCAGAGAUUUUGGAAACUCUUGUCAAACACAACAUUUUAAAUGUCUCAAAAAUUAGUUGUGUUCAAACUUUAUUGAAUUGUAUCAUGAACAUGAUGUUUGUGAGAGUUGUUGUAUUUGAUUCAUUAUUAGAAAGCAAAGAUAAUCAAAUUCUUUCACUCUCUUCAUGUACACAAUGUGCUGAGGCUAUUGGUGCUGUGUAUCAUUGCAUUUCUAAAUUGGUGAGCUGGGAUGAAUUUAAAGCACAUAUUGUUUUUGAAUUUAUUUCAACAUUUUCAGCGAUUAAUGAACUUGUUGGAUUUGAAGACAAUAAUGAUGAUCGCUCGACAACAACGAAACAUCAUCAUCACGAUGGACAGCAAUUCAUCUCUAAAUUAUUGGCAAGCAACAAGAAGAAAAUUUUAGAUCAUUUAAUUAAGAAUGGAAUUUUCGUUUUACUUUCAUCCAAUGUUGUUAAAUUUAAGAUUAGCAAUUGGAUUCAAGAGUCUUCCAAGAUACAGACACUCCAACAUCUCUUUACCCACAUUUUGCAGUACCAUGCUACAGAGAUGGGUUUCUAG